This is a messenger RNA of Macrosiphum euphorbiae (potato aphid), 252 nucleotides long. The record is from the annotation of a GenBank genome assembly. Lineage: Eukaryota; Metazoa; Arthropoda; Insecta; Hemiptera; Aphididae.
AUGCUAUUUGAAGGAGUAACUUACCGACCGUACGAUUUCCAAAGAUCUAGCAGAAGAAAGAGUGCAAUGAGUAUUCACACCUCCUUGCACUCCUGUGGAGUGAUGGAAGCAGUGAUGGAGGCAGUCAAGUAUCAUCAGGUUCGAGUUGCAGACGCUGCUACCCUCAACUUUGAAGAUUUAUCUACUUCGCAUGCCCAAAUAAAUUCACGUUUCAACUCUCGCCCGCUACUACCUUGUCUGCAAAUCCUGUAA